GCCAGUCUUUGUGCGAGUGUCGUGAAUGCGGCAGGCGAAGCUGCUCGCCCUCGGGUGAGGCACUCCAGUAUACACGUUGCAUCAACUUUGCCAUUCACCUUCCGAAUUGACGGAGAAUUCUUACCGAAAACAACUACUGGUCAGCCUUGUGGCUUUAUAGCAUUUAUACCAUACUGACGAGUAAGGGUUGAGCAACAACGGCGCCUGUAAACCCCUAUACAACUGGUAUUGGCUAUUGAAUCACAUGACAUGGUGAGGCCUUUCCUUGCGUCCUUCAGUAUAAGACUGGAGCAUUAACCUACAGGAUUAACUAAAGAGCAGUAUCCAGCGUUUAAGGAUUAUUUCCGGACUGAAGAGGUGCAUGACAUAAGUUGUUCCGGUACAUGGGGCGUUGUGGGUGGAAGCAUGUGACCGGCUGAAUCGAUCGCGUCAGCAACACUUUUACAUCGACAAUCGGAUCAUACUUCCUCGUCGCAGUGCGGCUCGGACGAGAGUACAGCCCUAGACUGGUUACCCGGGUGUUGCCGUGAGUUUGUCACGGUUGAGGAGAUACCUCCUUUCCGUCUUACCUUACUUAAGUCGUGUUGUCAUCCGAUCCAUGACCGUCAGAAGGGCGACAAUCGUCGACUGAGGUGGAGUUUCACCUGAAACCGGCAGCACGUGAUAACGAGUGGGCUUGUUUGUGCAGCCGAACUAUUGACCCCAUCUUACCCCAGGUGAAAUCAACUUGUUAUUUGAAACUGUCAAAAGACAGCGUAUCAACACACCGCACUAUUGUGCACGUUAUGUACGGAGUUUGUGUCUUUGCGGCAAUAUUUGAUUAAACUUGUGACUGAUCAACGCUUACCGGAAAUAAUACCGUUAUAUACGCACGUGUGUUGACAGACUCGGUUCAGUUAACAGUAAAGAAGAAACCAGGUCGACAAAACCCACCUAAUUGAUAUCCGUAAUUGGGCCACACUUAAGUUGUGUGUCGAGGCAUGUGAAGAUAGGUGACACAUUUAGCUGACACAUAUCGCACUGUUGCUUCCUCCACAAUAUCCCGCCUUAUCAUGGGCAGGCCGCAUGUUCCUGUGAUGAUGUGAAGAGAGUGGACUUUGCUAUCAGAUACUGCCUGUGUAUUGUGGAUGCCCUGUGUGUGAUGGCAAGCUAAUGGCCCACGGCUAUUCAGCAAAACAAUGGAUAUAUUUAUUUCCCUGUAUAACCAUUUUCGGCAAAGUUAUGGCCUCCCCACCGACCUCGUCACCAUUGGAGCAAUGUUUGUGGAGGCCAUUGCCAUCUUCAAGGUCGACGUGACACCGUUUGGGCGGGGCUUCUUCUGCAAUGACCAAUCUCUGAUGUAUCCAUACCAUGACGACACGGUCACCAUGGUGGAUGCAGCUCUCAUCGGCGUCCUCCCACAGGUGCUACUGCUGGCCUCAGUUGCAAAGCGGACCUUCUUCAACAUGUAUGGGAAGCUGCUCUUCGCUCAACUGGGCGUGGCAUGUUUUGGUGGAGGGAUCUGCUAUCUGACAACGGAAGUGGUCAAACUGGUGGUUGGGCGGCUCCGACCACACUUCUUUGAUGUUUGCAAACCUGAUUUCUCCAAGAUCAACUGCAGUACUGGCUACAUCGUCGACUAUGUUUGCCAAGGCACGAAUGAUGCACUGAUAAUUGAUGCAAAAAAAUCUUUUCCGUCCGGACAUUCAUCAUUCAUUGCUUUUGCAAUGACAUAUAUUAUCAUGUAUGUUCAACUUCGUCUGGGGAGAAAGAACUGUCGUCUGCUGCGAGCUCUCCUCCAGUUUGGGGCUGCUCUAGGUGGUGUAUAUGUCUGUGUGUCCAGGAUAUCGGACUAUAAGCACCACUGGAGCGAUGUGCUAGGUGGUGCUGUUCUAGGGAUCUUAACAAGUGCUUUAACGGUUCUCUACGUAAAUGAUGUAAAAAGAAUUAACAUGGUGGAAGAAACAUCUGAUGAGAAAAGUCCAGUUCCUCUGACAAAAUUUGAAAAGACGGAACCAGCACAGUAUGAGGAUGUCAGAAGCUCACGACGAACAGUGGUGUAAGGGAGGUAACCCACACUGGGACAAAAGGGAGACAAUCCACACAUAAAGCAGUGAACAAAAGUAUUGAACCAAGUACUGUUUGAUCAGUGAGUCUUCAAACAUUGAUCUAUGACAAAACUGAAAAGAUAUCAUCCCUCAUUUGUGAGUUUGUUGAGUGUCACAGGCAUAUUCAGGGAAAGGUCAAAUGACUUUGAAUUCCAAUGUGUCUGUUGACGUGUACCUGUUUUGUAUUUUUGAUUAUUUUUUGCUCAUGCAACAAACAAUCCAGCUCAAGUGAACAUUCCGACUCUUGUAUGUAUACUGGUUUUUCAGCAUUGUAUGUUUAUUGUGUAUUACUUUCAUCAGUUUCAUACCCCAGCAGGGAGGACGACCCCUGUCUGAUAAUGUGAUGGGGCUAUGCAGUACACUCUGCAGACACAUCUUUUAUGUAAUUAGUAAAUGAAGAAACUUACCAAAGUUUGAGAAACUGAUUUGAGAUAUAAAUAUUAAAAGAAAAUCAUGUUGAACACAAUACCCUCUUUUUAUUCUUUAUUCCCACCAUUAGCCAAAUCAUUACUGUGUUUCUUCAAGUGCAUAGCUACAUAUGCCAGUGUUUAAAACUCCCAAAAUUCCAAGCCAGACAGCCGAACUAUUAACUU
Messenger RNA from Haliotis rubra (blacklip abalone), 2680 nucleotides. Its product is annotated as phospholipid phosphatase 1-like. Gene Ontology annotation, molecular function: phosphatidate phosphatase activity. Lineage: Eukaryota; Metazoa; Mollusca; Gastropoda; Lepetellida; Haliotidae. Bases 1179 to 2042 code for a protein of 287 amino acids. The record is from RefSeq and is a predicted model, not a curated record. Gene Ontology annotation, biological process: signal transduction; phospholipid metabolic process; phospholipid dephosphorylation. The transcript is spliced from 6 exons.